GCCAGAGAGAAAAUGCAUGCAGCUCUGCUCAGCAUGGACAGAGCCUUAAGAACAGAGCCUUCACAGCAUCUGGAAUGAGUGAGAUGUAAAUAUUUACAGCCUGCUAUUGCAAGGUCAAGAAGGAGGCCCUCAUCCUAGAGACUGCUUAUUUAAUCUGUGGAGAAGAAAGAGGAUGGUCUGCCUCUACCUCCUGUGAGAAAGAAAUGAUGGUGGGAGGGAUGGAGCUGUUGGGAUCUCCCCAUUUCCUCUGGGUUCUGUGUCUAAAAGGAGACCUCCAUUCGCUUCCCUUUCAUAAUGGGCCACUAGAUAACUAGGCAGCCUCAGCAAAGACCCUGCAUCCUAAGGAGGUGAACGGGAGCAAACACGACUUCAGACCCAGAGCCCAAGAAGCCAGAGGCUUUCACCUCUUAGGGCUGCCAGGUCUCUCAGCUCUCCUGCUUCUAUUCUGCUGCCCCUUCUCCCAGUAACAUGGAGCCUCAAUACAUAGUGCUCUUGCUGAUCCUGGCCAGACCAGUCCUGUCAGGACCUGAACCAAUCACCGGGCCGAGGUGCACCUAUACCUUCAUCUUGCCACAACAGAAGUUCACUGGGGCUGUGUGUUGGAGUAGCGUGCGCCCUCCCCCGGAGCCUCCGGGCCCAAACCGAAGUGAGGUGGAGGAGCUCCGUGACCAGCUGGGUCGGCAGCAGGCUCAGAUGGAUGAGCUGCGUCGGCUGGUGGAGGUGGACGGAGCGGUAGUGAGUGAGGUCAAGGCUCUGCGCAAGGAAAGCCGCAACGUCAACGCCCGUGUCACCCAACUCUAUACUCAGCUGCUUCAUGAGAUCCUUCAGCGGCGAGAGCGGCCCGUGCAGACCUCCCAGCUCGAAGGGCAGGUGGCCAAUGCCUCCGCUGAGGCCUUCCGUGUAGCUGCCAACUACCGCCAACUAGAGGGCAAGUACCAGGCCCUGGCUGCUCUCGUCAACAACCAGAGUGCCCUCAUCAGCCGGCUGGAGAGAGACUGCCAGGAAGGAAUGAGUGGCAGGGUGCGCUCGCAGCCACCGCUGGUUCCAGUCAUACCUCAGAACCCUGUGAGCAUCACCAAUGAGAGCAGAGCCCACUUUGAUGCCAUCAAUGACAUCCAACGAGACCAGACGGCACCUGCCCAGCCCUGGCCACAGAAGGCACUCAUUCCACCAGAUGGCACUAUCCAAUCCCCCGCUGUUGUGCCUACCAGAUCCACAGGGCCCUGGAAUGACUGCCAAGCUGCUCAACAGGAUGGCCAGGCCAGCGGCAUUACUAUGCUGCAGCCACCAGGUGCCCUGGGCAUCAUCCAGGCCUGGUGUGACCAGGAGUAUGACGGGGGUGGCUGGACCGUCAUUCAGCGACGGCAGGAUGGGUCGGUCAACUUCUUUGUCACCUGGCAGCACUACAAGCAUGGCUUUGGGAACCUGGAAGGAGAGCACUGGCUGGGCCUGGAGCCCAUCUACUGGCUGACCCGCCAGGCCUCCUACGUGCUGCGGGUGUUGCUGGAAGACUGGAACGGACGGCAGGCCCAGGCCGAGUACGAUGCUUUUGCCCUGGAGCCCGAGAGCGACUUCUACCGCCUGCGGCUGGGGCGCUACCAGGGCAGCGCUGGCGACUCGCUCUCCUGGCACAGCGGCCGACAGUUCAGCACCCUGGACCGCGACCAUGAUGCUUACUCAGGGAACUGUGCUCACUAUCAGAAGGGUGGCUGGUGGUACAACAUGUGUGCCCAUUCCAACCUCAAUGGCGUCUGGUACAAGGGAGGGCACUACCGAAGCCGCUAUCAGGAUGGCGUCUAUUGGGCAGAGUAUCGUGGUGGUGCCUAUUCACUCCGCAAGGUGGCAAUGAUGAUCCGGCCCACUCCAGGCACCUAGCUGCCCCUCUUGGGAGUAGGAAAGGACACACACCAGGGAAGGGUACAGACAUACUCAGUCACUGAGCUCUGAAUGUGCAUUUACCAUGUUGUCAUUAGCCAAUCCAAUUUUCUCUCCAGAACUGCCCUCAGGUGAAAAAGGUUCUGCCAGUGUGCUGUGGAAACUGGCUCUUCAUUGUGCUGAUUGGCUGGGAACUUGUGACAUCACAAACCCACCCAACCCCUCGCCCACUGCAAAUUUUCAACUUAGGGAAAAAAUGUGCCAAAUUAUCUUCUAAACCAUUGACAAAUCAUAUUUCAAGACACAGGAAUGAUGGGAGUAUUACUCUAACAAUAUCUGGGGACCCAAGGUUGGGAACCCUUGGUUUAAAACAUAUACAUCUACAAGUAGAACCUUCAACAAGCACCAUUCUUUUAAAAAUACAGAGAGACAGCCUGCCUGCCAUGUGGGAGAGGGGCAAAACAGAAGAGGAAAUCAGCAUUCCAUGCAGAUAUCAGAAUUUGUGGUGCAAAAGAGGGGGUGGCAGGAGCUGGAUCCAUGCUACAGGUAAAAAAAAAAACACACCCAAACCCAUGCUGGCUCCUGGUUUCAGGUACAAUUGCACUCUCUCCAACAUACUCUGUCUCUCACACUCACAUAUUAUAGAAGUGGUUACUCCUGAUGGGAUUGAGACACCCUGUGGCAGAAAACCACCCUGCAGCAGUUUAAGGAACUUCAUUUGAAGAGGAUACCACUGGGAGCCUCCUCAGUAGAGAAUUUCCUUCUUGAGCAGGGCAGUUCUCCAGCUUGGCUCCAGCGCAGAGACUUGGGAGCAGCCAGGAGAUAAAUUAUUGUAUGUGCUGGAAUACUACAGCUGGAAUAUCUGAGACUCUGUACACUACAGCUAUGCCGUUCCUGACAAUCUAUCGUCGUCUGAGCAGGCCUAAGCAGAGGACUCCCUGCCAUACUUUUCACAGAUCGGAAACUUGAAGCCCAGCAGAGCGAAACUGGCUUUUCAACACGGGUCUGGCAUACAACCCAUAAAACCAAGCAACCAGAGGAAUGCUUGUUGGUGUGUUCUGCUUGAGCCAGCAGCUGACUUCUUUGUAAAUAUACGUGCACCAGCAGCCACAAGUUCAAGAUUGGUUUUUGAGGGAGUGUUCAUGCUAACCUCUGUAGAUCUGUGUAAUAGCUAAGAAUGUUCGUAUUCUGUACCCCACUUUUCCCCACCCCAAAUAAAAAUUCUGCUCCAAAUAAAAUCAAGUCCAUCACUCAGAAUAAAUUAUACAAAUCCACACAUGAAGAUAAAUGUGUUUAUUUUGCAUAAUUCUGCUUAGUUUGCUUGUUCGUGUUAGUUCUAAACAAGUUUCUCUGGCAAGAAAACUCAUAUUCUGCCCUCAGAAUAAAGUAUGAAGACGUAUAACUGA
Messenger RNA from Hemicordylus capensis (graceful crag lizard), 3281 nucleotides. It is a transcript of the gene ANGPTL6, whose product is annotated as angiopoietin like 6. The transcript has 6 exons. The coding region runs from base 469 to 1875 and encodes 468 amino acids. The record is from RefSeq and is a predicted model, not a curated record. Lineage: Eukaryota; Metazoa; Chordata; Lepidosauria; Squamata; Cordylidae.